UUUUAGGAGGUCGCCCCAGUCGCCAGCCUAGCGGGUCCCCGGGCGGUGCGCGUUCGCUGCCUUGUCGGCUUCAGGAUGAUCGGCCAAAAGACCCUCUACUCCUUCUUCUCCCCGAGCCCCGCCGGCAAGCGACACGCCCGCAGCCCCAAGCCGGCCGCCCCGGGGACCGGCGUGGCGGCCGCGGCUGAGGAGAGCGGAGAUGCGGCGGCCAGCCCCGCCAAGAAGGCCCGGGCCGGGAAGGACGAGCCCGGCACUCCGCCCUCGUCGCCGCUCAGCCCCGAGCAGCUGGUCCGCAUCCAGAGGAACAAGGCCGCGGCCCUGCUGCGGCUCGCAGCCCGCAACGUGCCCGUGGGCUUCGGGGAGAGCUGGAAGAAGCACCUCUGCGGGGAGUUCGGGAAGCCGUACUUUAUCAAGCUCAUGGGAUUUGUUGCGGAAGAAAGAAAGCAUCACACGGUUUAUCCGCCCCCACACCAGGUCUUCACAUGGACCCAGAUGUGUGACAUACGAGACGUGAAGGUCGUCAUCCUGGGACAGGAUCCAUAUCACGGACCCAAUCAAGCUCACGGGCUCUGCUUCAGUGUCCAGAGACCUGUCCCGCCUCCACCCAGUUUGGAAAACAUUUACAAAGAGCUGUCCACAGACAUAGAAGGCUUCGUUCAUCCCGGCCAUGGAGACCUCUCCGGGUGGGCCAAGCAAGGCGUGCUGCUGCUCAACGCCGUGCUCACCGUCCGCGCCCACCAGCCCACUUCCCAUAAGGAGAGGGGCUGGGAGCAGUUCACCGACGCAGUCGUGUCCUGGCUGAACCACAACUCCAGUGGCCUAGUCUUCCUGCUCUGGGGCUCCUACGCUCAGAGGAAGGGCAGCGCCAUCGACCGGAAGCGGCACCACGUCCUGCAGACGGCCCACCCCUCCCCCCUGUCGGUGUACAGAGGCUUCUUUGGCUGCAGGCAUUUUUCUAAAGCCAAUGAGCUGCUACGGAAGUCUGGCAAGAAGCCCAUCGACUGGACGGAGCUGUGACCGGGACUGAAGGCGUGGGCUCCGGGCAGCUGCUGCCGACAGUGCUCGUCCGCGACCACGUGGCAUUGCAAAGCUCCCCAUUCCUAAGUACUGUGUGCGGGGCUGCCCUCUGACCCCUGUCUCUGCACGUGACCCCUCCGGACAAGAUCAGACGAGAGCCUGAACCAAGGCAGAGGUGGCCUUGGGGGAAACGUGCAGUUCCCCCAGAGGUACUUGCUCCCUCGGCUCUCUCCCCUCCGGGUGGGGAACGGCGGGCCACGUGCACUUUCCUGAUGGCCCGGUGCCUGCUGCUGCUGCUGUUCACCUGGCAGGUGCGGGUGCUGCGUGUUUGCUUCUAAAGGCAUUCUGGUCUCCGCCAGGCACACUGUCCCCUGGGGCUUCGAAGGAGCCCUCCGUCCUCUCUUGCAGUGUGAGGAUGCUUUGCAGUUUCUAGAAGUCUGGCUCAGAAGCGGGCUCAGUUUCCUGAUCGCUCAGGUGGUGUCUCUUGGUUUCUCCCGUUACCUCGACUGUCUAGAAGGGGUGGUGGGAGUUGAACCAGGAGGAGGAAGUGGGGUGAGGGGUUGUGUUGGUUUUUUACCGGGAGGGGUGAGUUUUCUCCAGUUUUCCCGCUGUGGAGUUUAAGGCAGCAGCGACUGCCACGUGCUGUUUUUUUAUGGACUGAGGUCACUGUGAUAUUUUUUCUGUAACACUGGAGGUUUUUUUUUUGUUUUGUUUUUUAACAAAUAUGCUUAAGCAGAGAGAGAUUUUUCAAUCCUUUUAUAAAGAGACGGUCUUUACUGAGUGUGCGCCUCCAUGCCUGAUCUUGUUAGCGAUGCUGUUUUGAGCUGGGUGAGCGAGUUAGCCUGCACAGGUUUGCUAAUAAAAGGUUAUUGAACUUUU
Messenger RNA from Lepus europaeus (European hare), 1896 nucleotides. It is a transcript of the gene UNG, whose product is annotated as uracil DNA glycosylase. Lineage: Eukaryota; Metazoa; Chordata; Mammalia; Lagomorpha; Leporidae. Gene Ontology annotation, biological process: base-excision repair, AP site formation via deaminated base removal; base-excision repair. The record is from RefSeq and is a predicted model, not a curated record. The coding region runs from base 76 to 1017 and encodes 313 amino acids. Gene Ontology annotation, molecular function: uracil DNA N-glycosylase activity. The transcript has 7 exons. Gene Ontology annotation, cellular component: nucleus; mitochondrion.